AUGGCACCGGUCGACGAGAAACCAGCCUCUCUCUGUAGAUCCGAGCCUCACGAUACCCUGGAGGUCUCCUUGCUAAAGUAUAUCUAUUCCCACCCAUCCCUGGCCCAAAUCCGCGGCUGCCCAUCCGCCCUACUCGCUCUCAUCGACGAGUUCGCUGCAAAGCAAGCCUUCUUCAUCAGCCUUGGCCCAGACAAAGCCAAGAAGCUUUCGACGCUCUUCGCAGACGAAAAGCCGAAGGUUGUCGUGGAGCUCGGCACCUAUGUCGGCUACUCCGCCAUCAUGUUUGCAGACGCCAUGCGGCAAGCCGCUGGUGGAUCCUCGACAGGCCUCCGCUUGUGGAGUCUGGAAGCGGAUCCUCUCAUUGCAUCUAUCGCCAUGAAUUUUAUUGAGUUGGCUGGACUGAGCGACAUCGUGAAGGUCGUUGUUGGUCCGGCGAGCGACUCGCUCAAGCGCCUGAGUGCGGAGGGAAAGCUCUCCAGUGUUGAUCUCAUGUUUAUUGAUCAUAUCAAGGAACUUUAUGUUCCCGAUUUGGAGCUGUCUGAGCAGCUUGGGUUUCUUCACUCUGGCUCUUUGGUACUCGCAGAUAAUGUGGUGCAUCCUGGUGCGCCGGCUUACCGCGAGUUUGUCCGCGGGAGCUCAAAGUAUGAGAGCUGGGGAUUGAAAUGUCUUCUCUUCCCCGAAGAUAUAGUCGACGAAAUCGAAAUCAGCAGAGUGAAAUGA
Molecule: messenger RNA, 720 nt
Organism: Aspergillus niger
Lineage: Eukaryota; Fungi; Ascomycota; Eurotiomycetes; Eurotiales; Aspergillaceae
Exons: 2
Coding region: 1-720 (239 amino acids)
Molecular function (GO): O-methyltransferase activity
Source: RefSeq, a predicted model, not a curated record